AUGGAUAAUAAAUGGGCGUUGAUCCCAGAACAAGCUGUUCUCGACCGAUACUACGAUUCAUACGGAUUUCCGUUCGCGAGGGGAUGGGUUCCAGAAUUCAAGGAAAAGCUUUUCAAGUACAACCUCGUACCGUUGACUCCUCCCGAGGACGGAUUCCUUCUUCCAGUCAUACAUCGCUACCCAAACCCAGAUCCUGACUCUUCGGGUGGCAUGAUUCAGACUCCCACAGCCUACCCCUUCCCAUUCAAAGAGUUCCUAACGAUCACCUCCCACAUCCACCCCAACUUUGUCGUCUUCCACCUCGGCCGCACCAUCCAGAGCUUCUAUUAUCGAGGGGAGAAAUUCGUCCAAAGCGUUAUCGCCCCAAAUCCUGUCUUCCGUCGACUCGCCACUGGGGCCCGUAGCCCACAGGAACCUUGUUCACUCAAGGAUGACGACCGUUGA
This is a messenger RNA of Coprinopsis cinerea okayama7#130, 444 nucleotides long. RefSeq lists its product as hypothetical. The transcript has 2 exons. The record is from RefSeq and is a predicted model, not a curated record. Lineage: Eukaryota; Fungi; Basidiomycota; Agaricomycetes; Agaricales; Psathyrellaceae. Bases 1 to 444 code for a protein of 147 amino acids.